Messenger RNA from Ipomoea nil (Japanese morning glory), 1346 nucleotides. Its product is annotated as putative F-box/kelch-repeat protein At4g12810. The record is from RefSeq and is a predicted model, not a curated record. The coding region runs from base 22 to 1152 and encodes 376 amino acids. Gene Ontology annotation, molecular function: protein binding. The transcript has a single exon. NCBI's taxonomy places the organism in Eukaryota, Viridiplantae, Streptophyta, Magnoliopsida, Solanales, Convolvulaceae.
AUUCGUACAAAAUUUUCGUGGAUGGAUUUCCAGGCAACAUCUCCACUUUUGAUGGUUUCGGUGGAGGAAGAAACUUGGUUUGUGAGCUUGAACGGCGAAAAAACGGUACCAAAGUUGAAAAACAGUCAAAAAGAUAUGUGUAUUGGUUCCUCUCAUGGAUGGCUCAUCCUCUUGGACGAAAGCUCAGAGCCAUAUCUUCUAAACCCUUUCAAUCAAUCCCGAAUCCAACUCCCCAAGAAAUUUACUUUUCCUCACAUUAAUAGGGUGACGAGUGAAUGUUGGCGCGGUGGUGAAUGUAUAUGGGUGUCAUACACCUCUGGUUUUACCAGACGGUUUGGCCCCACGGAAUAUAAAUGGCCCGUGCUUUCCAUCAAGAAAGCUAUACUGUCAGCAAAUCCCAGUACCCACGAAGAUUUUGUAGUUGCGGUUAUAUACGGAAACGAAUCAAGAAUUGCCUACUGUAGGAAUGGAGACGAUGAGUGGCGUGAAAUUCAGGACGGGGAUUCUUACGCAUACUUUGAUAUUGCAUGUCCCGAUGGUGAUUUACUAUAUGCAUUGGGAAAAAAUGGAACAGUUGAAGUCUGGGAUUUGACUGCUUCUUCUAUCCCCCUCAAGAAAAAGGAUAGAACUACUCAGCCGUCGUGUCCAAAAAGGUUUAUAGAUGCCAUGAUAAUAAACUAUCCGGGACGCCUUUAUGCCAGAAAGUUUUACUUAGUCCCCUGCGCCAAAUCUGGACAGAUCUUCCUGGUUGUGAGGUACGUUGGGAAGUUUGUGACCAGUGAUGGUAUAGUUGUUUCCCAUCCUUCAAUGGUCUGGCCUUAUAAAACAAUCGACUUUCACGUUUAUCGCCUGGAUACAACCACUUCAGCUUGGAAGACAGUGAAAUCAUUGGAUAAUCUUGCGUUGUUUCUGGGAGGGAACCAUUCUGUUUCCAUGUUGGUCUCGGAUCAUUCAGACCUCAAGGCGGAUGCUAUUUACUUCACAGACAAUUACUGGGCACGAAUGUACGGGCAUUAUUUGUAUGGAGCCCAUGACAUGGGAGUUUUCAGCCUGGAAGAUGAAACAAUACAUCAAUUUUUGAAUAUCGAUUUGCAGAAGAUUAAACCACCUUCCUUUUGGCUUGUUCCUGAAUCAAGCAAGCUAGUUACCUAAUUUUGUUUUCUUUUCUUUUCUUGUAGUGAGAUCCAAGAUUCUGUUUUUGGGUCAGAGUAGCUAUGGAGUGAUAUGUUCUAUACUAUUAGAACUGAUUUAGUUCGGUUUAGAGAUAGCAAAUAAUUAUGAUAAGGAGCUUUAAUGAUUCUCCUCUCCCUUUUUAUGUUUUAGUUAGUAUUCGUUUCCUUUUUCUA